AUCCUUAGUUUUUUAAUAUUUCUUCACCCUUUCCGACUUUCUAAUUUCUAUUCCUCAAUGGCCAGAAUAAUUAUAAUAAGGUCUUUCCUGUCUAUAUAAACCCUAAACCUCUUAUUCUCGUAGCAUUAUUCUUUUGAGUUCACUGAUAUAUAUAAUCUCGAAUCAUAAGAUCAGUAAAAGCAAGCAGAAAAAUAUGGCUGCAAAUGAUGUGCCAUGUUGUGAAACUAUGUUUUGGGUGUACUUAGCUUCAUCGAUUGCCUUAGUGAUCUUUGCUGGGCUCAUGUCUGGCUUAACCCUAGGUUUAAUGUCCCUUAGCCUUCUUGACCUUGAGGUGCUCAUCAAGGCUGGUCAACCUAAUGAUCGCAAGAAUGCAGAAAAGAUUAUGCCCAUAGUCAAGAAUCAACACCUACUCCUAUGUACGCUUCUCAUAUGCAACGCCGUAGCCAUGGAGGCUUUGCCAAUUUUCCUUGACUCGAUUCUCCUGCCUUGGACCGCGAUAUUGAUAUCCGUAACUCUUGUGGUUGCUUUUGGUGAGAUUAUACCUCAAGCUGUGUGCUCACGCUACGGACUAGCUAUUGGUGCAAAGCUCUCGUUCAUAGUUCGGUUUCUUGUCAUAGUUGUCUUCCCCAUAGCUUAUCCUGUCAGCAAGCUUUUAGACUUGAUCCUUGGUAAAGGACAUUCCAUGCUUUUACGACGUGCAGAGCUUAAAACAUUGGUCGAUAUGCAUGGAAAUGAGGCGGGGAAAGGUGGAGAAUUAACACAUGAUGAAAUUACUAUCAUUACCGGAGCCCUUGAUUUAGCACAGAAAACCGUCAAAGAUGCCAUGACACCAAUAUCCGAAAUAUUUUCCCUCGAGCUCUAUUCUAAACUCAACGAGGACACUAUGAGUUUGUUAUUAAACAAAGGGCAUAGCCGUGUUCCUGUGUAUCUAGGAAGACCAGAAAAUAUAAUUGGUCUUCUUUUAGUAAAAAGUUUAAUCAAAUUUCGAGCUGAAGAUGAAGUUCUAAUUAAGAAUCUCAGUAUCCGGAAAAUCCCAAGGAUACAUGAAUGUUUACCGUUGUAUGAGAUGCUAAAUUUGUUUCAGAAAGGACAAAGCCACAUGGCAGUUGUUGUAAGAAGUAAAACUGCUCUCAAUACACUUAACAAUUCCUCAGGCCAACUGUUAACUCAGAUUAAAGUAGAAAAAAAAGGUCAAAAUACAAAACUGAGCAUUUACAGAUCUUCGAGUGAUCCUACAUCUCAAAAUCUUGCACCAGAUCAAAAUAUUUCAAGUGUUCUAGACUCAUUCUCGGAUCCAGAAGAAGAAAUUAUUGGUCUUAUAACAAUGGAAGAUGUUCUUGAAGAACUUUUACAGGAACCUAUUCUCGAUGAAAGGAACGAAUAUGUUGAUGUAGACAACAUAAUGAAAAUAAACAUACUUCCAUCCACGUUAAGAUCAGGGGCAUCAUCAGCAUCUAAUUAUGAUUGGAAAACUUUGGUCUCAUCUCCACUUAUGUCAUCACCAAUUUCUUCACAUCAUCAAACUUCUGCAAUAACCUCACCUAUUUCGCCAUUUAUCCAGUCACCCUGCAAAAAGCCAGCAUCAUAUACUUCACCUACAAAGUCUACACCAAAUUCUCCAUUGGGCCAAGCCAGCAGCUCGCCAUCUUCAUAUAAGGUCUCAAGGAAAUCAUAUGAGAAGCUCGAAAAACCUAGUAAUAAGUAGUUCUUCAAUUUCUUAUACUCUAUCACCUUAUAAAUAAGUGCAUAAGCUUCGAGAAGCUUUGUUUUUUCUUCUUUCGUUAACCUUACGUGGAUGUUAAUAACAUGGUCGGAACACGACUAUUGAAACUAGGGGGUGUUCUAAUAUCAGAAUAAUUUAACUAAUGUCAAAAUCACGAGUUAACAUUAUCUAUUAUCACACUUUAAAAUAAUGUCUAAUGUUAUAGGGGCGGAACCAAAAAAUUUGAUUGGGGGUUUGGGUUAGGAGAAACAAUGGUUUGAUUAAUUACGGUAUAAAUUAGGUUUGAUUUUAACAAUCUUAUAUAUUUAUAUUAUAUGUUAUAGAUUGGGAAUGAUACACUUUAAGUGAUAUGCAUCCGUUGGUAAAUCAAAAAUUACAAUUCACUCGUGUCCAAAUUUAUGGAGGUGAUUGAUGUUUUAUAUUGUUCUUUACGAAUCUUUAUUUUUAUUUUUAAAUCUAUUCACUAAAUGUUUAUUCGUAAUCUUACAUAAAAGUAACAAAAAUUUAAACAAGUAACAUACAAAUGAACUAAACAAAACAUUUAUAAAUAGACAAGCCAUUAAACAUGAACGGGACAAAUUUUUAUAUAUAUAAAAAAACAAAUACACAAGUAAAAAGAAUUAACAAUUAACACAUAAAUGACAAAUCAAUAUCAAUAAAAUAUAUCAAUUUAAAAGUCAUAGAGAACCACAUGAUGGCUAUCAUCUAGGUGUGCAGAAAAUUUAUAAUAAAAAACAAAUAUAAAAAAUAAUAGUUUAUAAGAGGAUAAAUAAAUGUCUUGGCAUUAGUACUAGUUAUUACCAUCGAUGAAGAGUGAGAGAGAAACUCACAGAUGCUGCGAGAGAAUAAGCUCCACAACUGAUGUUGCCGGAGACCAAUGACAACUAUAGAAAAUCGAGGCCGGCGAGAGAAAGAGUUAAGGAAAAUAUCCACAAACGCAAAGAUCUUUAAAUGGCUAAGGGGAGGAGGAGAUUCCAAGAGCCUCAAUCUGAGACGAUGAGACCGGAGACGUGAACCAUAGUGGCAAUGAUCAAACACGAUUUGUGGUAGUUUUCUCUAGGCUAUUUUUUAAUAGAUCUAUCAAGAUGUGGUGUAUUAUGAUUGAAUGCCUUCAAAUAUUUCGUGGACUUUUUAGAAUUUUUGGAUAGGAUUUCGAAUGGGGAUAAUGACUUAGGAGGGUAAUAAGGUUUCCAGCUUGUUUGUGUUAGGUCACUAAGGUAUUUUUUGUGCGUAUUAGACCAAUAUGGUUGUUAUUACCGUUUAGAAAUAGUCCUUUUACC
Molecule: messenger RNA, 3003 nt
Organism: Lactuca saligna
Lineage: Eukaryota; Viridiplantae; Streptophyta; Magnoliopsida; Asterales; Asteraceae
Source: the annotation of a GenBank genome assembly